AUGGGGAACUGCCAGGCGGCGGAGGCGGCGAACGUGCUGCUCCAGCACCCGGGCGGGCGCGUCGAGCGGCUCUACUGGUCCACCAGCGCCGCCGAGGUCAUGCGCGCCAACCCGGGUCACUACGUCGCGCUCGUCACGCUCCGCGUCGCCGAGGAGCGGCAGGACGCGCCCGGCGGCGAGCGGCGCACCGUGCGCCUCACGCGCGUCAAGCUGCUCAAGCCCAAGGAGCCGCUGCUCCUCGGCCACGUCUACCGCCUCAUCACCACCCAGGAGUUGACGAAGGCGGUGCAGGCGAGGAAGGAAGAGAAGCAGAGGAAAGCGCAGCAGCAGCUGCUGGAGUCGAGGCAGGGCACGCCAAGGGGCGCGGCCGAGGAGGACGACGACGAGGCAGCCUUGGACGCCAGCCUUGAUCAGUUGGCGCGUCAGGACAACGGCAGCCGGAGCUCCAGUGCGCGGCACCGGCAAUGGCGGCCGUCGCUGCAGAGCAUCGACGAGGCCACGAGCUGA
Miscanthus lutarioriparius is the source of this 507-nucleotide messenger RNA. The record is from the annotation of a GenBank genome assembly. NCBI's taxonomy places the organism in Eukaryota, Viridiplantae, Streptophyta, Magnoliopsida, Poales, Poaceae.